UACCGGACGUGACGCAAGACGCGGCGCCGUGUUUAAACUUGUUCUCAAUACGGAAGUGUGUCAGGAAGAGACCGUUUCUGUUAUUGAGCGAUGCUAUGCUGUAGUUAGCUGCAAAUUCUGAAACAAACACUACAGUCACUGUUUUCCAGGGAACAAUCCAGCAAUGGCAUCUAAAGGAGCCAAGGAAACUUUAGCAAAUAAACUAGGAUUUAAAAGCAGUGCCUCAAAGUCUGUGGACGCUGAGCUUGAGAAACUGAAAAAGGAAAAUGCCCAGUUGAAGAAGACUUUGGAUGAAAUGUCAAAACGAAAUGGAAGGCAUCAUCCUGCGCGUCCUGAUUCAGAUAAAGCCAAGCUGUUGGAGAGAAUUCUGUCACUGGAGACGCUGAGAGAGAGAAACACACAGCAGCUGCUGGCUAAAGAACAGGAGAUCUCCACCAUGAGGGAACAGCUGCGGGCUGAAGGUGGAGAGGUGGUGGCCUCGCUGCAGAACCAGCUGGAUCAGAAAAGACAGGAGGCAGAACAUAGAGAGAAACUGUUUCAGAGCCUUUCACAGGAGACUGAGGACCUGAAAAACAAAUUGGUGGCCCUCACGGAGAAGUGUCAAACACUUGAAAAACACAGUACUGACAUGCAGGUUCCUUCAGGUGACAUGGCUGUGGUCCAGGAGCAACUGCGAGAUGCUCUGGAAAAAAAUCAGCAGUGGCUUGUUUAUGACCAGCAGAGAGAGGCCUUUGUUCAGGGGAUUCUGGCCAGAACCGCAGAGCUUGAGCAGCAGUUAAACCAAGCCAAGCAAACACUCCAACAACAGCACAAAGAGGCCAAUUCAGAAGGUCAGUCAUCUGCCUCCAUGCAGCAGGAGAAGCAGCUGCAGGAGAGCCAGAGGGAGUUGGAGGAGGAACGCAAAAGGGCAAGCCGCCUACAGGCCAAGCUUGAGGAGCUGAAGGCCAGGUAUGAAGAGAAGAGCCGCGAGGUGGUGAGAUCCCAGGAGGAGCUGCAAGAGGAGCGCAGAAGUGGCCGAGAGACUCUAGCAGAGGAAAGGAAGCUGAGCAUGGAGCGAGUAGCCAGACUGCAGUGCGAGAUAGAAGCGGCUGAUGUAAGGCUUGAGGAGGAACGAAAGAGAGCGGCGGAGCUGCUACUGCAGGUGAACCUUCUUCAGAAAUCUCUACUGACUCAGCAUGAAGAUCAGAAAAGAAUGGCUGUUUUAGAGCAACAGAUCCAGUUGUCUGCUAGAGACUUUGAAAAUGAGAAACUGGACCGUCAAAGUCUACAGCACCAGCUCCACAAAGUGCUGAAGGAGCUUCGCAAGGCUAGAGAUCAAAUCACACGCUUGGAGUCGGCAAAACAACAGCGAGAAACUCGGUUCUCUGAGCCGAGCUCGUACACCAGGCUUGAUUUGGAUAAGAUGACCAUUCAGGACCGCAGCCUGUACCCCACAUCUCCAUUAAAGAGCUCCAACGCAUUGGAUGAGAGCUUUCUGGAGUGUCCCAACUGCAGGGCCUCAUACCCUACAAGCCAGCACAGAGAGCUGCUUGCACAUCUUGACUACUGCUUUAAUUAAGACUACCGAAAAAAGAAACAGGGAUUAGGGCUUGAUAUUGUGCUUCCUUUUUUUUGCCUAUUUUAUAUCUUUUGUAUCAGAAUUGUUUAUUUUUGUAUUCCAAAGAAAUUUUCCGCUGUUUGCUACAUUUAGUUUUGGAUUAAUGAAUGGUGUGCUUGAUGGGCUUUUGAGUAUUUGCAAAGGUAUUGGCUUUCCAUUAAUGUGGAGCAUAUUUAAGGUAAAUUUUAAUUUAUGCUAGUUCUUUCGGGGUAACUCUGUAAUGUACCUUUUCAUUCAUAAUGUGUUUGUCUGUUUUGAAUACAUUAAAACUCACAUUCCGUCUAA
Molecule: messenger RNA, 1882 nt
Organism: Pangasianodon hypophthalmus (striped catfish)
Lineage: Eukaryota; Metazoa; Chordata; Actinopteri; Siluriformes; Pangasiidae
Gene: cep55l
Product: centrosomal protein 55 like
Exons: 9
Coding region: 164-1558 (464 amino acids)
Biological process (GO): regulation of phosphatidylinositol 3-kinase/protein kinase B signal transduction; mitotic cytokinesis
Source: RefSeq, a predicted model, not a curated record